Phycodurus eques (leafy seadragon) is the source of this 1804-nucleotide messenger RNA. Its product is annotated as fibroblast growth factor 12-like. Gene Ontology annotation, molecular function: growth factor activity; fibroblast growth factor receptor binding. Bases 951 to 1721 code for a protein of 256 amino acids. NCBI's taxonomy places the organism in Eukaryota, Metazoa, Chordata, Actinopteri, Syngnathiformes, Syngnathidae. The record is from RefSeq and is a predicted model, not a curated record. Gene Ontology annotation, cellular component: cytoplasm. The transcript is spliced from 5 exons. Gene Ontology annotation, biological process: animal organ morphogenesis; cell differentiation; positive regulation of cell population proliferation.
GUGUUUUGCCGCAUUGUGCCGGUCGAAGUUGAAGCCGCAGAAAAAGCUCCUGCCGGGCACGGAGCCGUCGCGCGGGCCGCUGUCCUCAUGAAUAUUGACGGUGAAAGCUAAAGCGGAGGUUUGUUUCGUCGUCUUCUUCGUGACGACGAGCGAGGAUGCAUCGUGACUGUGGCGUCGCCCGACUCGGACGAAGGGGCGUUUUUACCGUGCAUCCUUCAUUCCGAUCAUCUUUUUGCUUUCGCGAGUCCACCUGAGGGCAUUCGACGGAGGCCGACCGCCUCGAUUUUCAGCGUCUUCGCUCUCGGACGCAACUUUUCAAACUUCUCACCGACGACGGAUGGAAAUAAAGCCGACGCGUUUUUGAUUGCUCAUCAUCGAUAGAAAACAUGAAUGGCGUCUAAGUCGAGGAGAAAAAAUAAACCGUCAUCCGGAUUGAAACGGGCGUCCGCGAUGUAACAUUUGUCAUCGAGGACCCUUCAGACGACGACGUGACGGGGCCGCUCGACCAGGGAAAAUCUAUUCGGAAGUUUGUGGCUGAAAGCGACCGCGGAAGCGUCCCGAUGAAGCAAGCGGAAUUGUGAUCUGGCAUGAAGCGGACGUCCGAAGGUUUGUCGUCGUCGAGGAUCCUUUAGGUGUUGUAGAACUUUCUCCGGAUCUCAUGACGCAACAGAUCUCAAUGAGGGGAAAAAAGCUCUUCUUAAGUUUGUGACUGAACGUCUCACAGAAGCACUUGGAUGUCCGCUUUCGCACAUACGGACGAAGUCGUCAUCCGGGUUGAAACGCAAUUCCAGAAAGUACAUUUUGUCAACAUCGAGGAUGCUUCAGGUGUCGUCGUAGAACCUUCUCCAGGUCCCUGCGCUCGAUGUCCUGAGGCGACCGUAGUCCAACCCCUGGGACCCUCGGACAUGACGCCCGCCCCGGCCUGAAAUCCGCCCCCGCCCGGCCGGGGCAUGGCGGCGGCCAUCGCCAGCUCCCUGAUCCGACAGAAGCGUCGGGCCCGCGAGUCCAACAACGAGAAGGUCGCCGCCAACAAGAGGCGCUCCAGUCCCACCAAGGAGGCCCGGUCUUUCAGGCACAUCUUCAGCGUCUUUAGCAAGGUCCGCUUCUGCAGCGGCGGCGGCAAGAAGAAACCGGUGCGACGGAAACCAGAGCCGCAGUUGAAGGGCAUCGUGACGCGUCUGUUCAGCGAGCAGGGCUUCUUCCUGCAGAUGCAACCCGAUGGAACCGUCAGCGGAAACAAGGACGAGAACAGCGACAACACUCUCUUCAACCUGAUCCCGGUGGGCCUGCGGGUCGUGGCCAUGCAGGGGGUCAAGGCGGGGCUCUACGUGGCCAUGAACGCCGAGGGCUUCCUCUACACGUCGGACAUCUUCACGGCCGAGUGCAAGUUCAAGGAGUCGGUGUUUGAGAACUACUACGUCAUCUACUCGUCCACGCUGUACCGGCAGCACGAGUCUGGCCGGGCGUGGUUCCUGGGCCUCAACAAGGACGGCGUCGUCAUGAAGGGGAACCGCGUCAAGAAAACCAAACCCUGCUCGCACUUUGUGCCCAGACCCAUCGAAGUGUGCAUGUACAAGGAGCCGUCGCUGCACGAGCUGGAGGAGAAGCUGCUCAAGUCGUCGCGGAGUCCCACCAUCAACGGCGACGAGCCGGCCGGGAGCCCCCGCAGAGCCGACGACGACGACGACGACGACGACCGCACAGAGCGGGAGGGCUCGUAGCCUGCGGCGCCCCCCGCCGGAGGAACUCCCAUGUAACGCCCCCACCCCCCACUCUUCAGCACCAAACAAGCGGGAAAAAAAGA